AUGUCCAAGGCCGCUCCCGCCAAAAAGCCAGCGCCUACGGCCCCGCCCCCGGGUUGUACCCUGGAUAUCAACGACCCCCAGGUCCAGAGCGCGGCCAUCCGCAUCCAGGCCUCUUACCGGGGUCACAGGUCUCGGAAGGAGCUGCGCGAGAAAGGACCGCCCCGGGUGCUGGAGCCGCUGAAAGACGUGGUGCUGAUCGAGGGCAGCGCGGCCAAGCUGACUUGCCGCAUCUCGGCCUUCCCGGACCCGUUCAUCCGCUGGAGCAAAGACGGCAAGGAGCUGCGCGACGGGCCCAAGUACCGCUACAUCUUCGAGGACCCUGACGUAGUGGCACUCGUGGUGCGGGACGGCGAGCUGGCUGACCUGGGCCAGUACAGCAUCAACGUAACCAAUCCCUUCGGCCAGUGCUCCGACUCGGCGCGCAUCCUCGUGGAAGUCCCCGCAAAAAUUCAAAAGGGACCAGAUAACACCAAGGCGCGCAAAGGCACCACGGUGACGCUGACUGCAGAGAUCAUGGGCGAGCCUGCGCCCGACGUGGGCUGGACCAAGGACGGGGAGGACAUCGAGGAGGACGACAGGGUCUACUUCGAGAUAGGCAGCAGCACCACAACACUGACUAUCCGCCGAGCCACGCCUGCAGACAGCGGGAAAUACGAAGUGUACGUCGAGAACAGCCUGGGCAUGGACCAGAGCUUCGCUCGCGUGGACGUGGCCUGAAACAGGCCCAGGGACUUCUCCCUGGCUCCAAGCCCGGAGCGAGAGGGGCCCACCGCCCUCCUCCCUGUUUAAUAAAGCAGCUCUCUGACCC
Molecule: messenger RNA, 808 nt
Organism: Elephantulus edwardii (Cape elephant shrew)
Lineage: Eukaryota; Metazoa; Chordata; Mammalia; Macroscelidea; Macroscelididae
Product: CAVP-target protein-like
Exons: 4
Coding region: 1-717 (238 amino acids)
Molecular function (GO): protein binding
Source: RefSeq, a predicted model, not a curated record